UCCCGGGAGCCCGAGCCAAAGUGAGCGCAAAGUGCUGCCCAAGUUGCCGGGAUGGAGCUGCAGAGCCGGCCCGAGGCGCUCGCCGUGGAACUCGCGCGCCACCAGAACGGCGACCUCAAGAAGCAGCUUCACGAAAGGCAGCCGCGGAUCGCCGCGCUCAGCGACAAACAAGCUUUGGGAACGAUCACUGCAGUGCCUGUCACGGGUCCUCAGGUCAGCUCCUUGCAGAGGUUGGCCGGGCAAGGAGCGGCAGUGCUACCUCAGGUUAGGCCAAAGACUCUGAUUCCAGACAGCCUCCCCGUUGCCCCGGGCCGGGACCGGCCACCCAAGCAGCCCCCAACAUUCCAGAAGGCCACUGUGGUCAGCGUCAAGAACCCCAGCCCAGCCCUCCCCACCGCCAACAACACUGUCAGCCAUGUGCCAGCGCCCGGCAGCCAGCCCCAGGCCCUUGCCGAGCCCGCCGCCCUUGCCUCUCCGCUGAGCAGUGCCGGAGUGGCCUACGCCAUCAUCUCCACCUCCCCCAGCAAUGCCGCCGCCAUGGCCCCCAGCACCGCCGUGUCUGUGGUCAGCGACAGCAUCAAAGUCCAGCCCCUCCUCAUCAGUGCUGACAACAAGGUCAUCAUCAUUCAGCCUCAAGUGCAGACGCAGCCCGAGAGCACGGCAGAGUCGCGGCCGCCCACAGAGGAGCCAUCUCAGGGAGCUCAGGCCACCAAAAAGAAGAAGGAAGACCAGCCCCCGACCCAGGAGAACCCCGAGAAAAUCGCCUUCAUGGUAGCGCUAGGCCUGGUUACCACGGAACACUUGGAAGAAAUCCAGAGCAAGCGGCAGGAGCGGAAGAGAAGAAGCACAGCCAACCCUGCCUACAGCGGCCUCCUGGAGACCGAGAGGAAACGGCUGGCCUCCAACUAUCUCAACAACCCCCUGUUUCUCACGGCGAGAGGUAAGCACCGGCUUCAGGCUUUCUGCCAGAGCUGCUCAGGGCCACGGGGAGUCAUCCCUGGGUGUGACCCAGCGCAGGUGCUGCUGCUUCCACACUCCCCUAGAGACGACCUCUCUUCCCCGCACGCAGCCUUAAAGAAAGACGAGGGUGUGCCCUGGACUGGGAUGCUGGCCAUCGUGCACUCCUAUGUCACCCAUAAGACAGUCAAAGAAGAGGAGAAGCAGAAGCUGCUACAACGAGGCAGUGAGCUGCAGAACGAGCACCAGCAGCUGGAGGAGCGGGACCAGAGGCUGGCGUCAGCAGUGCAGAAAUGCCUGGAGUUGAAGACAAGCCUGCUGGCCCGCCAGAGGGGCACCCAGUCAUCCCUGGACCGCCUGCGGGCCCUCCUGAGACUGAUACAGGGCGAGCAGCUGCUCCAGGUCACCAUGGCGACCACUAGCCCCGCCCCACUGCUGGCCGGGCCCUGGACCAAGCCCUCAGUGGCAGCCACACACCCCACCCUCCAGCACCCCCAGGGCCACAACUGACCCCGAGGGACCAGUCUUCACACCCACGGAAAGUUAUCGGGACCCUAUUUACCCAGCCUGGGGGUUCUGUCGGCCUUAAUUCAUAAACACCAUGAAUUUCCGACAAAAAUUAACCAGACAGAGGAGAGGAGGGAGAAAGAGCUGGGGGAGAGGCCUAGAGCCAAGACCAGGUGGGGGUGCGGCCCUGUGCCCUCCACGCUCACAGGAGGUACCGAGGAGCCAGGUGGCAGUACGACAGGCUGUGGCACACAGCCCCACCCCCGGCCACCUCAGGGCUGCCUGGGCCUCCGGCUUCCAGGCCCUGCUCUCCACGGCCUCCCUCUGGCCCAUUGGAGGGGCAGGCUGAGGCUGUGGAGGGGACAAGCGCACCGCCCAGCAUGCAGUCCCCGCUGAGGGCACCGCCUCUUGGUGUCCUGUGGGAGGGGAGCUGAGAACACACGGACUAGCUGAGUGGUAGAGGUAGUUGGGACGAGAAGCGGGGUAGCGGAUCUAGGUAGUUUCCCGAUGCCCCACACUCCUAGGAGGUCCACCUGGGGUGGGCGGGUGGGCCUGGGGCACCCCGUCGCCUUUGCAGAACCGCCCGGGCC
Molecule: messenger RNA, 2054 nt
Organism: Piliocolobus tephrosceles (Ugandan red Colobus)
Lineage: Eukaryota; Metazoa; Chordata; Mammalia; Primates; Cercopithecidae
Gene: PHF21B
Product: PHD finger protein 21B
Exons: 12
Coding region: 52-1467 (471 amino acids)
Source: RefSeq, a predicted model, not a curated record